UCUAGCAGAAGACAGAACACUUUCCUCGCUUUUCCCUGUUUGGAAGUCACCUCUGCAUGCGGGGUUCCUAAUAUGAAUCCUGACCAUCGCACAUGUUGACCGCGAAGCCUGCGUUUUAUUUAUUUAUUUUCGUCAUGAUCGCUUCUCAUUAUAGUACCUUAUUUAACUACUAUUCACCUGCACAAAUAAAGUCGAGGGGCAGCUAGAGGCAGAAGCGAUCUUCAGCGCGAAGAGUGAGAAAUCGUUCUGUCACAUCUGCUUUUGAAGCCAGACUUAUCGCAAGUACUGCCACUUUUUACAGCAUGAUCUCGAUAGCAUCUGCAUCGUGUAAGCAUUGGUGUAACAAUACGGUCAAAACACUUCUUGUGAGGAGACCAACGUUGAAUACUCAUGUCUGGAAGCAGAUCCCACGCAAUGUUACAAGGUCCUUACACGCUCCGCCAAGCGGCAGGCAAACGAAACUUCCUUUCCCAUCGGUUUGGCUCUUCGGCAGUGGCUGCGUUGUAUUUGGAGCCGCCAAAUGCGCGCUAUCCCCAGCAGCACACUGCAGAGUGGGUGGCGGCCACAAGACCAGAGUAUACGACGAACCCAGAAACAAUAAUGUGAAAUUUGACUGGAAAACAUUUUUCCACUACUUGAAACCUGACUGGCUCCUCUUACUUAUCGCUGUCUUUAGUGCACUGGCAGUGGCAUUCGUCAAUAUCAAGAUACCCGUAUGCCUGGGCGAUGUCGUCAACGUGCUGAGCCACUUCACGAGAAGCGCAGGUGAUGAAGCCGCGGACCAUGCCGACAGGGUGGCACAGUUCUUCGCAGAAAUUCGAGAGCCGGCGCUGAAGCUUGUAGGCAUCUACGUGAUGCAGAGUGCCCUGACAACAAUCUAUAUAUCUACAUUGGCUCACGCUGGCGAGAGGUUUGCUACCAGGCUCCGUCAAGCCAUGAUGGACGCUAUUUUGAGACAAGAUAUAACUUUCUUCGAUAAGACCAAAACAGGCGAAAUUAUGAGCAGCCUGAGCGGUGACGUACAAGACUUCAAAAGUGCCUUCAAACUCUGCAUCUCGCAGGGCAUACGGAGCGUCGCUCAAACCGUAGGUUGUGUCAUGUCCCUAUAUUACAUUUCGCCAGAAAUGACAACGCGAAUGUUGACGGUACUGCCAGUCAUCAUCGCGGCUGGUACCGUCUUCGGGUCGCUUCUUCGAUCACUGUCGAGAGCAGCUCAGGAACAGACGGCAAAAGCUGUCGGAAUCGCGGACGAAGCCAUCGGUAACAUACGAACGGUCAGAGCUUUUGCUAUGGAGGAUUCUGAAGCGAAGUUCUUCGAGACAGAAACGAAAAAGGCUGAGCAGCUUCAUGCCUCGCUCGGCGUCGGGAUUGGUUGCUUCCAGGGCGUUACCAACUUGGCCAUCAAUGGAAUAGUGCUCGGAGUCCUCUAUAUGGGGGGCAACAUGAUGGAAGCCAACCAGCUAUCGCCAGGAAAACUCAUGUCGUUUCUCGUCGCAACGCAGAUGAUUCAACGGUCCCUCGCACAGUUAUUCAUGCUCUUCGGCCACUAUAUUCGUGGAAUUACAUCUGGUGCCAGAGUGCUUGAGUAUAUCAACAUGAAGGACAACAUUACAAUAACAGGAGGCAUACAACUUCCCUUAGAAACAUUGCGUGGCGACAUUGUGUUCAAGAACGUAUCCUUCGCGUACCCCAGCAGGCCAAAACAGUACGUUCUCGAGGACUUCUCUCUGCAACUUCCUGCUGGCAAGGUGGUCGCAAUUUGCGGGCCGUCUGGAAGUGGAAAGUCGACAGUCGCUGCUCUGCUCGAAAGGUUCUACGACCUCAAAGAAGGCAGUAUUACCAUAGAUGGGCACAACUUGUCCGAACUCGACCCAACUUGGUUACGAGGAAAAGUGAUUGGCUUUAUCAGCCAGGAACCGGUGUUGUUUGCCACGAGCAUCAUGGAAAAUAUACGCUAUGGACGACCAGAUGCGACUGAUGAAGAUGUAUACGAAGCAGCGAGACAAGCACACGCUCACGAGUUCAUCACGUCCUUCUCCAAGAAAUAUGACACCGUCUUGGGAGAACGCGGUGUCACCAUCUCCGGUGGACAGAAGCAACGAAUCGCCAUCGCCAGGGCGCUCCUAAAAAAUCCCCACAUUUUAAUACUCGACGAAGCCACUAGUGCCUUGGAUGCUGAAUCCGAAAAAGUUGUACAAGCGACGCUGGAUGAAGUUGUUAAGGGUAGGACAGUGCUCGUGAUCGCACACAGACUUUCGACCAUCAGAAACGCGGACAUAAUUGCCGUGCUCUUGGACGGCAACAUUGUCGAGAUCGGUGACCACAACUCCCUGACCCGGCAGAAGGGCAUGUACUGGAAGCUGACGCACCAUCACGAGCACGUGCGGCCUAGUGGCUAAGCCUAAGCAUCGAUAGCUACAUAUUUGAAGAAGAUGAAGAAAAAGCUUGCCAAAAUAUAUCGAUGAACGACGCAAAAUAUAUAUUAUUUACAAUUACAA
Molecule: messenger RNA, 2498 nt
Organism: Ornithodoros turicata
Lineage: Eukaryota; Metazoa; Arthropoda; Arachnida; Ixodida; Argasidae
Product: mitochondrial potassium channel ATP-binding subunit-like
Exons: 18
Coding region: 303-2399 (698 amino acids)
Biological process (GO): oligopeptide export from mitochondrion
Cellular component (GO): mitochondrial inner membrane
Molecular function (GO): ABC-type oligopeptide transporter activity; ATP hydrolysis activity; ATP binding
Source: RefSeq, a predicted model, not a curated record